Messenger RNA from Alternaria ethzedia, 849 nucleotides. RefSeq lists its product as uncharacterized. Lineage: Eukaryota; Fungi; Ascomycota; Dothideomycetes; Pleosporales; Pleosporaceae. The transcript has a single exon. Bases 1 to 849 code for a protein of 282 amino acids. The record is from RefSeq and is a predicted model, not a curated record.
AUGUCCGGUAUCGAAAUCGCAGGUCUAGUUUUCGGUGUUGUGCCCAUUGUUGUCGAGAUUCUGAAGUCAUACGGCACAGCCAAGCGCACAUUGGCGACCUUCUCACGACACGCGGAAGUUGCAUACGACAUCCAGCUGAGAUUCGAAGUAGCAGCAGCGAACUUUAGCAACGAAUGCCGCCAUCUGCUGCAGGCUGCCAUCGCCCAUCCGAGCGAUGUCUCUGAGAUGAUGGAGGAUCCGACCCACAGGAGCUGGCAGGAACAAAGAAAGGAGAUCGAACAGCGGCUGCGAGAUUUGAUGCAGCACGAUUACGAGCUAUGCGAGAGCAUCGCGACGCGACAACGCGAUAUUCUCCGUGAGACACGGAACAGCCUGUCCAAGCUCGAGAAUAGCCUGGGUAACGCAAAACAGUCCCAACACGAGUUCGCACGGAAGCUUUGGAACGCGUUCAAUACAGCUCGCAAGGAGAACGAGUACCUCCGACAGCUUGAUUCGUUGGACAGAUGGAAUAAGUCGCUGGGCAAGUUGUGUAAGCAGAGGCGCAAGAUGCAGAAGCGUCGCAAUGUUCCUUCGGCUUGCAUCAUCCGCAAAGCCGUGCCAAGGAGCUACCAGCAGAUCCGCGUCGCCUCACAACAAUUGGGAGAGUCGAUCCAUGACUCCUGGUCUUGCACCAACACCUCUCACAGUGGACACCAGGCGAAGUUGUCGCUCGACGCCAAAAGCGAGUACGAUAACGUGCAACUCGACGUUGUCAUCGCUUGCCAGCCAAAGCCGAAUGCGGCAUUCCAAAAGUAUGUCAGAGCGGAUAUUCUUCGCGACCCGAAAGGAAGUAGAAGCGCUGUUGACUAA